Chaetura pelagica (chimney swift) is the source of this 995-nucleotide messenger RNA. RefSeq names its product RAB40B, member RAS oncogene family (gene RAB40B). Gene Ontology annotation, molecular function: GTP binding; GTPase activity. Lineage: Eukaryota; Metazoa; Chordata; Aves; Apodiformes; Apodidae. Bases 1 to 714 code for a protein of 237 amino acids. Gene Ontology annotation, cellular component: plasma membrane; endosome; synaptic vesicle. The transcript has 5 exons. Gene Ontology annotation, biological process: protein localization to plasma membrane; intracellular signal transduction. The record is from RefSeq and is a predicted model, not a curated record.
AUGACACUCUUCCCCACAGGUAUAGAUUAUAAGACUACAACGAUUCUGCUGGACGGCCGAAGAAUCAAGCUACAGCUCUGGGACACAUCAGGACAAGGAAGAUUCUGCACCAUAUUUCGGUCGUACUCGAGAGGCGCUCAGGGAGUGAUACUAGUGUAUGAUAUCACAAAUCGUUGGUCAUUUGAUGGAAUCGAUCGAUGGAUAAAAGAAAUUGAUGAGCAUGCUCCUGGUGUACCAAAAAUCCUGGUUGGAAAUCGCCUUCACUUAGCCUUCAAGCGCCAAGUGUCCACUGAACAAGCACAAGCCUAUGCUGAGAGGCUGGGCAUGACUUUUUUUGAAGUCAGUCCACUUUGUAAUUUCAAUAUUACAGAGUCCUUUACUGAACUAGCAAGAAUAGUAUUGAUGAGACAUGGAAUGGACAGGCUCUGGAGGCCAAACAAAGUACUGAGUCUGCAAGACCUUUGUUGCCGUGCCGUAGUUUCCUGUACCCCUGUGCAUCUUGUUGACAAGCUCCCUCUCCCUGUUGCCUUAAGAAGCCACCUCAAAUCUUUCUCCAUGGCAAAUGGCCUUAAUGCCAGGAUGAUGCAUGGACGCUCCUACUCCCUCACAUCCAGCAACAUCAAUAAAAGGAAGAGCUUAAAGAAAGCUAAAAUCAUCCGUCCAUCACAGAGCCCACCAAAAAACUGUACCAGAAACAACUGUAAAAUCUCUUAAGCUCUCUGUGGGAAAAGGAACCUGGAUAGAAUCCCCUCGUGUGAAGCCCUGAAGACAAGAACUCCUUGGUUGGUGGUUGAGCACACUCUGUUUGCAUCACACUACAGAGACAAAAAUAAGUCUUAUUUUAGAGCUUGACAGUAACGCUGCUUUGGAAUGAAUGACAUGUUCAGUGCAACUGGCAGGACCUGAUGUUUUGUUGUUGGAUUUUCCUCCUGCAUUUUGCUUUCUGAUGUGCAUGAUGCUGUUGGUUUUAUCAGUAGGUGUGUUUUCAUAUAGGG